Molecule: messenger RNA, 1917 nt
Organism: Linum trigynum
Lineage: Eukaryota; Viridiplantae; Streptophyta; Magnoliopsida; Malpighiales; Linaceae
Source: the annotation of a GenBank genome assembly
AUGCAGCGAGACUACCCUAAGAAGGAUUUGAAAGAGAUGGAAUUUUUCACGGAGUAUGGGGAUGCCAAUAGAUAUAAAGUUUUGGAGGUCAUUGGAAAAGGAAGCUAUGGAGUUGUUUGUGCUGCAAUAGACACUCAUACUGGCGAAAAAGUGGCAAUAAAAAAAAUACACGAUGUUUUCGAGCACAUCUCUGAUGCUAUUCGAAUUUUGAGAGAAGUCAAGUUGCUUAGGCUGCUAAGGCACCCUGACAUUGUUGAGAUUAAGCGGAUCAUGUUACCUCCUUCCAAGCGGGAAUUCAGAGACAUUUUUGUCGUUUUUGAGCUCAUGGAGUCUGAUCUUCAUCAAGUUAUCAAAGCUAAUGAUGACUUGACGAGGGAACAUCACCAAUUUUUUCUUUAUCAAAUGCUUCGUGCUUUGAAGUAUAUGCAUACAGCGAACGUGUACCAUAGAGAUCUCAAACCCAAGAAUAUACUGGCAAAUGCAAAUUGCAAACUCAAAAUCUGCGAUUUUGGGUUAGCAAGAGUUGCAUUCAGUGAUACACCGACGACAGUUUUCUGGACGGACUAUGUGGCCACGAGAUGGUAUAGGGCUCCAGAGCUAUGCGGGUCUUUCUUUUCUAAGUAUACGCCAGCAAUUGAUAUUUGGAGCAUCGGCUGCAUAUUUGCCGAGGUGUUGAUAGGGAAGCCCUUGUUCCCUGGUAAAAGUGUCGUCCACCAAUUAGACAUUAUCACCGAUCUUCUUGGGACUCCUGCACAGGAUACCAUUUCCGGGGUGAGAAAUGAUAAAGCUAGGAAGUAUUUAACUGAGAUGAGGAAAAAACAGCCUGUGCCAUUUGCGCACAAGUUCCCGAGUGCAGAUCCCUUGGCACUACGACUUCUCCAAAGGCUCUUAGCUUUUGAUCCAAAUGAUCGGCCAACUGCAGAGGAGGCUCUUGCGGAUCCUUACUUUAGGGGCCUAUCGAAAAUAGAGAGGGAGCCCUCUUGUCAGCCGAUCUCAAAGUUGGAGUUCGAGUUUGAAAGGAGAAGGGUUACGAAGGAUGACAUCAGGGAGCUCCUUUAUCGGGAGAUACUCGAGUAUCAUCCGCAGUUGUUAAAAGACUACAUGAGUGGGAAUGAAGGCACGAACUUCCUCUAUCCUAGUGCGAUAGGUCAUUUCAGAAAGCAGUUUGCAUACCUUGAAGAAAAUAGUGGUCGUAGUGCACCGGUUAUUCCUCUAGAGAGGAAGCAUGCCUCUCUCCCUCGGCCCACAGUUCAUUCGGCGUCAAUGUCUCAUAACAUACCGUCUUCAACUUCAGUUGACAACCACCAAGUAACAGAUGAAGUCUCCAAAAACUUCAGGGGAACCGACGGUGUUGCUGGGAAUGCUUCUAGGACCUUACGGCCGCCGCCUAGAGUGCCUACAGUGAAUGCAGCAAAGCCCGGUAGAGUUGUAGGAUCAGUUGUACCAUGUGACAAUACCAGAAACCUUGUCAAAGAUGGUGUCUACGAUGCAAGGAAUGUGUACAGAAACACCACCACAGUAUCUCCCCCAUGCUUCUUCAGGACCACAACGAACUCCGCCCCAACGACGAAAAACAAGUCGUCCUUGAUAGACGCCGAGCACCACCACACAACAUCGCAAGCCAGGCCGCAGCAACCUCUUCCUCAGCAGCACAACAUGAUGGCAAUGAGGAAGCCACUAGUUUCGUCAGGAGUAAUAGCAACGGAGAUUAACAACAGUAACCCGUACUACCACCACCACCACCAGCAACAAGCAGCCAGGGUGGUGGUGGAGCAUCAGCAUCAGCAGAUGAACGAGCAAAUUGCCAUCGAUGCGAAGCUGAUCCAGGCCCAGUCUCACUAUGGCCCUGCUGGCGCGGCUGCCAUAGCUGUGGCGGCUCAUCGGAAUGUGGGGACGGUUCAUUAUGGGUUGUCUUAG